Molecule: messenger RNA, 486 nt
Organism: Ostreobium quekettii
Lineage: Eukaryota; Viridiplantae; Chlorophyta; Ulvophyceae; Bryopsidales; Ostreobiaceae
Source: the annotation of a GenBank genome assembly
AUGGCCCGCACCAAACAGACUGCACGGAAAUCAACAGGCGGGAAAGCCCCCAUCAAGAGGCUGCACGUCCCAAGAAAACUCCGAGGGAGAAGGGAGCAGGCGAAGGACUUCGGCUCGCCUGCAAGAAAUCGCCCUGCUGCGAGGAAAAGGGCGUUUACAGCUCCACCGCACAAGAUGCGCAGGAAGAGGCCUGGGGUUGUGGCAUUGAAGGAAAUUCGUGCCUACCAAAAGAGCACGGAUCUGCUCAUAAAAAGGGCGCCAUUCCAGCGCCUUGUGAGGGAAAUUGCCUACGCAAUUGAUGACAAAUUGCGGUUCAAGCAAGAUACAAUAUUGGCCCUUCAAGAAGCCAGCGAGGCAUACCUGGUUGGUUUGUUUGAGGACACCAACCUGUGCAGCAUUCAUGCGAAGCGUGUGACCAUUAUGGCCAAGGAUCUUCACCUGGCUGUGAGGCUUCGUGGCGACAAGGUCAGAUAUUCGAUGUUGUAG